AUGUCCCUCAGCAGUGAUCCAUUAGACUGCAUUGACCACGAGGAAAUUUUCACUGCUAUACAAGCUGCCAUAAAGAAUGACCAGUAUGACCUGGCUCUGCUGCUGCUCCGCUACAAUGCCACAGUGGACCAAAAAGGAAGUCUUCAAAGAACCGCUCUGCAUGAAGCAUCCGUGCUUGGCCUGGAACUUUGUAUACAAUCCGGCGCUUACCCAAAUGUCAUUGAUGUCUGUAAACAUACUCCUUUAGGUCUUGCAGCUAAAGCUGGACUUUUUAACAUUGUAGAGAUUCUGCUUCAGAAAAGGGCCGCUCAUCUUCAGGGGCCAGUGUGUGGUCCAAGCCUCAUUUUCUUGGUUCAGCCUCAGUUUUAUUCGAUGCUUUCACUGCUGCUGGAUUAUGAAGCCGAUCCCAACGUGCCCACCCACAUCGGCCAUCUCCCCAUCCACCGUGCAGCCUACCGUGGAAAUCCGUUAGUGCUGGAGCAGCUGAUCACUGUGACUAAGAAAGAGGUGAUAAAGAGCGGCAUGAGCCUGUUACACUCCGCCACUGCAGGCGGUCACUCUCAGUGUCUGGAUCUGCUCCUGAGCUCUGAGUUUGACCCAAACUUCAUGCUACACCCCAUAGUGUGCAGGAACUAUGAGGACGAACGCAGGUCAGCGCUGUUCUUCGCUGUGUCGCAUAAUAAUGCAGCGAGGCUGCUUCUGGAGGCCGGGGCCAGGCCCAAUCAAGACCCUGUCAACUGCCUGCAGGUGGCCAUGCGACUGGGCAACUACGAGCUAAUCAACACUCUGCUCCGCUAUGGUGCCAAUGUGAACUACUACUCCCGUGUCAACACCACCCACUUCCCUUCUGCCCUUCAGUACGCAUUGAAGGAUGAGGUGAUGCUGCGUAUGCUGCUCAAUAAUGGCUAUGAUGUGCAGUGCUGCUUUUACUGUUCAUAUGCCAGGCCUCACAUGUGCCUGUGGAUUGAGGGCUGGAGCGCUUCUGUCAUCAAAGAUGUUGUGUUCUGUGAGGUGAUCACUGUGUACUGGCUCAAGCACAUCUCAGCCCAAGUAGUGAGAAUCAUGUUGGGUUAUGUUGAUGAUGUGACUCUCUGCCCCAAACUGAGGAGUGUUCUGGUUGAACAAAAACAGUGGCCGGAAAUAGAAAAUGCUAGAAGCCUGAAGCAUCUCUGCAGACUGAAGAUCCUUGACUGUUUGGGUCACUUGGGUCUGAGGGCUCCAGUUUUUAUCAGUUUCCUGCCUCUGCCCACUAGUCUCAAAGACUAUAUUCGCUUCAAAGAGUAUGAUAUUUACAGCAGAGGAAGUAUGACAGAAGAGUAA
This is a messenger RNA of Carassius carassius (crucian carp), 1320 nucleotides long. It is a transcript of the gene asb14b, whose product is annotated as ankyrin repeat and SOCS box containing 14b. Gene Ontology annotation, cellular component: cytoplasm. Gene Ontology annotation, biological process: intracellular signal transduction. Gene Ontology annotation, molecular function: protein binding. The record is from RefSeq and is a predicted model, not a curated record. Lineage: Eukaryota; Metazoa; Chordata; Actinopteri; Cypriniformes; Cyprinidae.